Molecule: messenger RNA, 3357 nt
Organism: Terrapene triunguis (Three-toed box turtle)
Lineage: Eukaryota; Metazoa; Chordata; Testudines; Emydidae
Product: neuronal growth regulator 1
Exons: 7
Coding region: 127-1191 (354 amino acids)
Cellular component (GO): neuron projection
Source: RefSeq, a predicted model, not a curated record
GAAACCAGGCGAGGCAGAACUCUGCCAGUGCCUUGGCUGCCUGGCUGGAGGGAAGACCCGUCACGAGUACCAGGGGCUGGGGACUGAGAGGAGCUGGAAGCUGAGAGAGAGCAGCCCCGAGCAGGGAUGGACAUGAUGCUGUUGGUGCAGGGUGCUUGUUGCUCAAACCAGUGGCUGGCUGCUGUGCUCCUCAGCCUGUGCUGCUUGUUGCCCUCCUGCCUCCCAGCUGGGCAGAGUAUGGACUUCCCUGGGGCAGCUGUGGACAACCUGGUGGUCAGAAAAGGGGACACGGCUGUGCUUAGGUGUUAUUUGGAAGAUGGCGCUUCAAAAGGUGCCUGGCUGAACCGGUCAAGUAUUAUUUUUGCAGGAGGUGAUAAAUGGUCAGUAGAUCCUCGAGUUUCAAUUGCAACAGCAAAUAAAAGGGAAUACAGCCUACAGAUACAGGAUGUAGAUGUGACAGAUGACGGUCCAUACACUUGUUCUGUGCAGACCCAACACACUCCGAGAACAAUGCAGGUGCACUUAACUGUACAAGUUUCUCCGAAGAUAUCUCGUAUUUCAACUGACAUUGUUGUGAAUGAAGGAAGCAAUGUUACACUUACUUGCUUGGCCACUGGGAAACCAGAGCCUUCCAUUUCUUGGAGACACAUCUCUCCAUCAGCAAAACCAUUUGAAAAUGGACAAUAUCUGGACAUCUAUGGAAUUACAAGAGACCAGGCUGGGGAAUAUGAAUGCAGUGCAGAAAAUGAUGCCUCAGUCCCAGACGUGAAAAAAGUAAAAGUCACAGUAAACUUCGCCCCCACAAUUCAGGAACUUAAAUCCAGUGGUGUGAUGCUAGGAGGUAAUGGACUGAUAAGAUGUGAAAGUGCAGGAGUUCCUGCUCCAGUCUUUGAGUGGUACAAAGGAGAGAGAAAACUGAUCAAUGGUAAACAUGGAAUUACUAUUAAAAACUAUAGUACAAGAUCACUUCUCACUGUCACCAAUGUAACAGAGGAGCAUUUCGGCAACUACACAUGUGUCGCUGCCAACAAGCUGGGGGUGACCAAUGCCAGCCUGCCUCUCAACCCUCCAAGUACAGCCCAGUAUGGGAUUACCGGUGGUGCUGAAGUUCUGUUCUCCUGCUGGUACCUUGUGUUGACACUAUCCUCUUUCACCAGCAUAUUCUACCUGAAGAACAUCAUUCUACAAUAAAUAUAAAGAACCAUGAAAGGCUUUUAAGGAUUCUCUGAAAGUGCUGAUGACUGGAGCCAAUCUGGUAGAGUUUGUUAAAAGCAGCGUGGGAUAUAAUCAGCAGUGCUUACAUGGGGAUGAUCGCCUUCUGUAGAAUUGCUCAUUAUGUAAAUACUUUAAUUCUACUCCUUUUUUUGAUUAGCUGCAUUACCUUGUGAAGCAGUACACAUUGUCCUUUUUUAAGACGUGAAAGCUCUGAAAUUACUUUUAGACGAUAUUAAUUGUGAUUUCAUGUUUGUAAUCUACAAGUUUUCAAAAGCAUUCAGUCAUGGUCUGCUGGGUUGCAGACUGUAGUUUACAAAAAAAAAAUAUUGCAGUGAAAAUGUGAUUCUUUAAGGCUGCAAUACAAGUAUUCAGUUCCCUCUUUAAAUAUGAUUCUAUCCACAUUUAUUCAGAAGCAUUUUUAUUUUAAAAAAUCAAAUAAUAUUGCCUUCAAAACAUUUCUUCAAAAUAUAACACAUAUCUAGAUUUUCUUCUAGCAUGAUAUUCAGGUUUCAAGAAUGAGCCUUGUAAUAUGACUGCAUAAAGCGGUUCUGCUUCCCCACCCCGCCCUGUAAAUUCAGCAUGGGUGUGCCUUCAUAAAAUACUACUUUUCUCUUCCUCUCCAACAAUUCUGGAAUGUGUACUGGUAAAUGACAACAUGUAAAUUCAAGCGUACCUAAUCUCCAGUUGAGGACAAAGAUGCUAUUGGCUAAAAAGAAUACCUUCUCUUCCACCUCCAGUGGGGUAAUGGAACUGCUCCAAACUCUGCCCACAACAAUUAGACUACAUGGUAUUUUUUAACCAGUCAAUCAAAAAUAGCACAGGUAUAUUUCCCUUGUUUUUUCCCUCUAGUGUAGUUAAUUUGUAGAUUUUGUUUGUAAAACAAGUUUUCCCGGUAUAAAAUACAGCACAACUCUCUUAAGAGACUUCUUGUGAAUGUAGCACUUUUCCCUUUCAUUACUCUAAGUCAGAACUCUUAAAAGGCUGUAUAUGUGAGAUGGUGACAGUCCCUUUUUUAUUAUUGGCCAGUACUACAUGAAUUGAUAUUCUUGCACUGGAGUUGUACUGAUCAGCUAACUUAGCAAUGAUACUUUCAUUGCAAAUGUUUUUAAAUCUCAGAUAGCUGAGAACAUAGGAAGCAUUGAACAUACAUUUAAUAUAGAUAUAUUGAAAAACAAGUGGCUCCAAUAACUAUAUUUUGGUGCACCUUACAAAUGGCGUCACAUUGCAUCUUAAUUGCCAGAAUUUCAUUAAUGCACUGCUAAGAUGUAUGAAUAUCUUACCAUAACAAUUAAUUUCACCUUUCAUAAAUGACUCUUGCAGUCCCCACAUAUUGCAUUGAGUUCAAGAGAAGUUUUGCCUGAGUAACGGAUUGGAUCCUAAAAUAGCAUAUUUUAUUUCUAUGGAUAUAAUAGAGUUGUUGGUUUUUUUUAAAACAGCCUCUAAUUUUGCUCCCAAAUUAUUGUACAGUCAUGCUGUAAAUUAAUUGUGAGCACUAAGUUGCACUUGCAAAACUGGAGGCUGAAGCAAGGUCCCUUUAAAAAUUUGACUCAUUAUAAAAGUUGACCAUAUAUGGUCCAGUCCAUCACCCAUUGUAGUCAGUACAAAGAUACCCACCCACUUCAGUGGAAUUGGAUUGGGCCCAUAUAGAAAGAGCCACUGGUGAUAAGAAUUUCUAAUUAAAACAUUAAUUACAAUAUAAAAUUAUCCAUUCACUUGUUCAAUAUAUAAAACCACAGUAUAUAAUAACAAGACUGCUGCCGUGUGAAAGUUGGAGUUAUUUAUAUCAAAAGAAGAUUGUCACUGAACACCAUAUUGCUAAUUUGGCUACUUUUUUAGUAUCACUGCCACAGAAAUUUCACUCAGACACACUCCUACUCAGUCAUUUUUUGCUACUGUGUUAAGCUCCGUAACUAGCUAUCUGGGUACUGUACAUAUUCAGCACUUUCAAGUUCAUUUUGCAAAUAUCCUAUUUUUUAAAACUCAAAUUAUGAAUUUCUUUAGUACCUUGAUCAACUGGCCCAUUACUAAUAUAUAAACAAAAUAUGCAGCAAAUAUGUUGAAAUUACUAAAUGACACUUAGAUAAGGAGCAUAAAAAGAAUACACUGACUCCAUAACAGGGCAAUAAAAUGUAUUGAAUCACG